UAUGAUUUUUAUUCUAAUAUUAACAGUUGUUCAUAUUUUAGGAGUGUAAAUUGAAGACUUAGUGACUUAUUUACCUGUAAGAUUAUUAUCAUUGAAUUUGAAUAGCCAUUUAAUAUGACAGAAUUUAAUUUUUCAAUAUAUUCAGGUUAUUUAUCGAUAACUGAUAGCAAUUAAUCAUUUCACUAUGUUUUUGUUUAGAGUUAGCUUAACAAUUAGGAUAAUACUGUACCUCUUGUGUUGUGGUUAAAUGGAGGACCAGGUAUAAUAUAUAAGUAAUAUUAAAGGAUGUUCGUCAAUGAUUGGAUUUCUCCAAGAGAUUGGUCCUUUUGUAUUUUUGAAUGAGGAUGAUGAAAGUUUAUCAUAUAAUGAGUAUUCUUGGAAUAGAGUAGCGCAUUUAUUAUUUUUGGAAAGUCCCAGUGGAGUGGGUUUUUCACAUAAUCCUUUGAACAUAACAUUUAAUGAUUCAUAAACAGCAGAUCACAAUUUAAAAGUAUUACAGGAAUUUUACAGCAAUUAUCCUGAAUAUCAAAAAAAUCCAUUAUGGUUGGCAGGUGAAAGUUAUGCAGGAGCAUAUAUUCCAUUGUUUGCAGAGAGAAUAAAAAAGUUUAAUGAUUUAUAAGUGGCUGUAAUAAAUUUAUAGGGUAUGAUGAUUGGGAAUGGAGUAACAAAUUUAACACAUCUUCCUAUUUCAUAAUUAAUAUAUUAAAAGUAACAUUAAUUGUUACCUCCCACAUUUGAUAUUUCUGCUUGUGAGAAGAAUGUUACAUCUGAUGAUUGUAAAGAUGUUAAUUACAAUGCUUGGAGAAUAACAAAAAGAAUCAAUCCAUAUGAUAUUUAUGGAUAUUGUUAUUAUGAAGAAAAAGAAUCAGAUAAUGAAUAAGAGUGGAUCUUGGAAAUGAAAUAAUUUAUGAUGUUUCAUAAUGAUAAUAUUGUUAAAGUUACUAACCAUGAAUUAGGAGUACCAUGUGUAUAGUUAGACAAUAUUUAAAACUAUUUGAAUGAUAUUUAGAAUAAAAGGUAUCUUCAUGUGGAUGAAAGUAUACAAUGGUUUAUGUGUUCAAGAUAUCACAAUAAAUAAUUUAAAUAUAUAUCAGAUCCUCCUAUGGUUAUGAAAGUAUUGUAAGAAUUACUCAAUUAUGAUCUUUACACUAUUCUAUUAUAUAAUGGAGAUGCUGAUAGUGUAGUUCCAUACUUAGAUACAUUAUAAGGUAAUUAAUUUAAUUAAAGUUUUUUUUAUAGCAUUAUAAAAAUUAAAAGUGUCCAUCACUGAAGAAUGGAGACCAUAUUAUGUAAAAAAUAACUAACUUGGAGGUUAUACUUAAGGAUACUCAAAUAAAUUGAGAUUUGUUACUGUAAGGGGAGCUGGACACAUGGUGCCAUAAAAUGAUAGGAUUAGUGCUUUCUAUUUAUUAAAUUAAACUUUGUAAGGAUAGGCUUUUUGA
Molecule: messenger RNA, 1442 nt
Organism: Paramecium pentaurelia
Lineage: Eukaryota; Ciliophora; Oligohymenophorea; Peniculida; Parameciidae
Source: the annotation of a GenBank genome assembly